AAAAAUGUUUUUGCUACACGUGUAUCUCAAGUGUUAUUAUAUUUUUUCGGAUCAAAUUGGUAAAGCCUGUAAUUAAGACUAAGUAAACACAUGUGUCAGGUUCGGAAAUAAAUGGAAGAAAGAAGAAUUGAAUUGCAGCUGCAGUAAAACUAAAAGGAAACAUGGAGAAAACAGAAAAUGAUGUCGUUCCAGCCCUAGAGAAUGAAGAAGCACCCGCCAAAAGGCAGUGCAUCAGAUGCUCUGAUGUAGAAAAACAAGAGAAAGAAGAUAUUAAAGAGAAGGAUUCAUCAUAUUUCAAGUCAUACGAACACAUUGGAAUUCAUGAAGAGAUGAUCAGAGAUGUUGUUAGAACAAAUUCAUACAGGUUGGCCAUCUUACGCGCCAGUGAGUCCCUCAUUGGGAAGGCUGUUGCCGAUGUUGGGGCAGGUACAGGAGUUUUGAGCUGUUUCUGUGUCCAAGCUGGUGCACGGAAAGUGUAUGCUAUAGAAGCCAGUUCUAUAGCUAAGCAAGCAGAGAAAGUUGCUGAAGCAAAUGGAGCAAGCAACAAGAUCAACGUUAUUCAAGAUCGUGUAGAGAACAUUGAACUCCCAGAGAAAGUUGAUGCAAUAGUCAGCGAAUGGAUGGGGCAUUUUUUGCUGUAUGAAUCCAUGCUGAAUUCUGUCAUAUUGGCAAGGGACAAGUGGCUGAAAAAGGAUGGACUCAUUCUGCCGAAUAAAGCAAAUCUUUAUCUGGCACCAUUCACCAAUGUAUCAUUCUACUGUGAAAGGAUAGGAUUCUGGAGCACUGUGAAGGAGAGGUUUGGAGUAGACAUGUCAUGUCUAGAAUCAGAAGCCAGGAAGAUAUUUUGUAGUGAUGUACAUAUAGAGAUAGUAGAUGACAGUGAUCUAUUGGCCAGAGAAAGCCUCAUCUCAGAACUUGAUCUUGAAACCUUGACGCAGGAUGAUCUAGAAUCUAUAAAGUCCCCAUUUAGAUUCAGCUGCUUUGGUAGACAGACAUUAUGCGGUUUUACUGCAUGGUUCACCGUGACAUUUGACACAAGGGUCAAAGGGAAGGAAUCGCUCUCACUGUCAACAUCCCCAGAUGAACCUUAUACACACUGGAGGCAAUGUUGCAUGUACCUUGACAAGCCUGUAGAUGUAGAACAAGACACCAUCAUUGCAGGGACUAUCACCUUGACACCAGGCAAACAGAAUAGAAGAUUCCUGAACAUUGAGUUGACCUAUCAAGUGGACGAAGGAGAAGCUGUGACAAAACAUUACUCUCUUACUGAUGGGUCUAGUUGACCAACAGAUCCAUACUGUUCUGUUAGUCUUAGCUUUGUGAUUACCAGUACUUAAAUCUCAGAUGCUGCUUUAUGUAUGUGGGUUAGUUAAAUUUUAGAUAUGCUAGUAAAGGGGUAUUAUUCAAACAUUGAAAACAAAUAUUGUGCCAAAGUUUGAAGCAUGAUGUUUGUAUUCUUCUACAACAGUUAGCUACACAUUAGUAAAUCUGGUUAGCCAUCCUGAACACUUUUUGUAACAGUUUCAUCUUUGUCUUGACAGCUGGCAUUGAUAAGUUACCAUUUUGUAUGGUUAUACAGUCAAACCGGCUGUAGUGACCACCUGUCUACAAAGACCACAUUUCUUGUUUCCCUUGAAAAUGGUUUUUCAUUGAAACAUGUACUAAAGGAACCUGUCUACAAAGAAUAGUUUUUGUGUUUCCCUUGGGCGGUCGCUAUAGAGAGGUUUGACUGUAUUAUUGGUUUCUUGUUACAUCCCAUCCAUUUUGAUAUGUAGUAUGGCAGGUUCAUGCAAGUAUCUGCAAAGUAAUAUGGGCUGAGAUGUUAUGUAUAAUAUGUAUUCCUCAUCUAUUAAGGUAUGUGAUAUUAUUAAAGGAAAAGUUGAUGUUUCAUUUUACUGCAUGAUUCCUGUCUCAUGUGAAUGUGCUGUCUUAUUUAUACUCUUAUAAUGAUGGGGGGGGGGGGGGGACUACUCAUGGGUGGCCUCUUCAUUAUUUAACUAAUAUUUGGUACUAAGGUAGAACAAAAACGUGCCAAAAUGGGUUGAUAGCUAUGCAUAGUGUUGAUAUUAAGGUAUAUUGCUUUACCUUUAAUAAUUUUCAGAUGUAAUUCUUUCCUAUCUAAAUUUAUACUUUAUUGUUAUCAUGGAUGUUGUAAAAAUCGGGAUCAAGUUUGAUAAACACUAAAAAUUAGGUAAUUUUUUUAAAUUGGGAUCUGUUCUUGAAUCUGUUCAUUGGUCAUCUAAGUUUCCAUCCUGAUAUGUUAACUUUAAAGUAGACCAGUGACAUUGUUGACGGUUGAUGAAAAAAACUGCCUAAUUUUUGUAUGAAAUGUUACUUAUUAUAUUCCUACUACUGUACUAAUCCUCUUAACAUGCAUAAAAUCCUGAAAAAAUUUCUCAAACUUCAAAGAUAUUAUGGUUUUCUUUGAAGGCGUCAAUGUGUAACUCCCUCUAACGGUAAAUUCUCCCAACCAAUUUCUGAAUUAUUCCGAUAAAACAGCCUUUAAAAAAUCUUUGAACACUUAAAUUUUUGGAAUGGUAAAUGGAGCCAAUUCAUUGCUUUGUGACGAUUUACAUUCACCUAAAAUUUCAUUUAAUUAUGAUAAGAUAGUAGGGAGAAUUUAGGAAUCGAUCAGAUCAAUUUUUAUCAUUAAUAAUGGUCUGUUUUCACUAUUUAAAAAAAAUCAGAUUAUCUUUAAUUGUACAUCUAGUAUUGAAGACACAACCAUAGCACCGUGACCGUUUUCUCGAGUCAUCUGAACAAUGUUACCAAGUGAGAAUUGUUUUCUUGAUCUUGGAAUAUACUUAAUGUACAGUAAAUUGUUUUUUAUUCUAA
Strongylocentrotus purpuratus (purple sea urchin) is the source of this 2835-nucleotide messenger RNA. It is a transcript of the gene prmt6, whose product is annotated as protein arginine N-methyltransferase 6. The transcript has 14 exons. Gene Ontology annotation, molecular function: protein-arginine N-methyltransferase activity. Gene Ontology annotation, biological process: peptidyl-arginine methylation. Lineage: Eukaryota; Metazoa; Echinodermata; Echinoidea; Camarodonta; Strongylocentrotidae. The coding region runs from base 162 to 1283 and encodes 373 amino acids. The record is from RefSeq and is a predicted model, not a curated record.